Molecule: messenger RNA, 2004 nt
Organism: Daucus carota subsp. sativus
Lineage: Eukaryota; Viridiplantae; Streptophyta; Magnoliopsida; Apiales; Apiaceae
Product: transcription factor ICE1
Exons: 4
Coding region: 218-1675 (485 amino acids)
Biological process (GO): regulation of DNA-templated transcription
Cellular component (GO): nucleus
Molecular function (GO): protein dimerization activity; DNA-binding transcription factor activity; sequence-specific DNA binding
Source: RefSeq, a predicted model, not a curated record
AUACGAAAGCAGAGCUGUAAAAAGCCUUAAAAACAGUAUCAACAAGCAGCUGUGUGUGUCACUCCAGAUUACACACAGAUACAUACAUGCAUCUGUAUAUAUACAUUACCCACAAAAGGAAGAAGAUAACCCUGUAGUGGUCAUCAUUUAAACAACCACUUUAUCCUCUCCUAAAGCUUCUCUCCUUUUCUCCCUUCUUCACUUUUCUUUUAACAAAAUGCUCCCCACUUCCAACGGCGUCGUUUGGAUGCCACCUCAAGAUACCACCAACAUUGAACAACAGCAAUUGUUAUUAGAUACAUGUGUAGAUACAAAAAUUAGCCCUUUUGCUUCUUCUUCUUCGCUCACUAGUUUUAAAUCACUUCUGGAAAAUGAUUGGUUCUCUAAUAAUUAUCUUGGGAAUGGUAAUUUAGAUUUUUCAGCUUCUGGUUCUCAGUCACAGCCGUUCACUCAUGACCCGUCACAGUCACAUUCUCAGUUUUUUCAGCCCAAAUCUUGCUUCUCUCCAAUGCUUAAUGGGUUGUAUGAUAAUGGGUUUCAGUUGGGUUCUGACCCGAAUUUCACAAACGGGUCGGAUUCUCAUGGGUUCAUGUCUUAUAAUGGGUUGAAUUCUGUGACUAAUUUGGAUAUGGGUUUGGUUUCGGAUUUUGGAGGGACCCGGUUUGAGAGUGACCCGGUUGGUGUCGGGUUUAACCCGGUUGGGUUUGGUGGGUCAUGUUUAGUUGAUGAUAAUGUUCAUGAUAAUGAUGAUAAUGCUUUGUUUUGUAAUAGGAGUAAUGGUAAUCAGAUUUUAAGGCCACUUGAGGUUUCACCAAGUGUGGGUGCAGAGCCAACUCUUUUUCAGAAGAGGGCUGCUUUACGACAAGGCUCCGGUGAGGGCGAAAUAGGGAAUUCAGGAAAGAGUGAGGGUUUGGGGAGGAAGAGGAUGAGAAAUGCGAGUGAAGAUGGUGAUGAAUUUGAUGAUGGCAGUAUGGGUGUUUCGGGUUCUUUUAAUUAUGAUUCGGAUGACUUUGAUACUAAAAACGAGAAUGGGGGCUCUGGGGAUGUGGAUGGUUCGAAUUCUGUGAAGGUUGGAGAUCGGAAGGGAAAGAAGAAGGGAUUUCCUGCUAAGAAUUUGAUGGCUGAGAGACGGCGGAGGAAGAAGCUCAAUGAUAGGCUUUACAUGCUGAGGUCUGUUGUUCCCAAGAUCAGCAAGAUGGAUCGAGCUUCCAUACUUGGCGAUGCUAUUGAUUAUUUAAAGGAUCUUCUGCAGAGGAUAAAUGAUCUUCAUAAUGAACUCGAGGCAAUUCCACCAGGCUCCUCAGUAACGGCAACGUCAAGCCACAAUCCAUUGACUCACACUUCUACCACCCUCCCACAUCUCGUGAAGGAAGAAAUAUACUCAAGUUCAAUGCCUAGUCCACAAAGCACAGCUGCAAGGGUCGAGGUAAGGGCAAGAGAAGGGAGGGCUGUCAACAUCCACAUGUUUUGUGCACGCAGACCUGGUCUCUUACUUUCCACCAUGAGGGCCCUUGACAACCUAGGGUUAGACAUUCAGCAAGCUGUCAUCAGUUGUUUCAAUGGGUUUGCUAUGGAUGUAUUUCGAGCCGAGCAAUGUGGUGAAACCGAGGACAUUCUGCCUGAUCAGAUCAAAGCAGUUCUUCUAGAUUCGGCUGGUUUUCAUGGAGCAAUUUAGCUGUGCAUCUGCAUCUGCAUUACACAGAAAAGGAUAUAGUAUAAUGGAAUGUUAGUUUUCCCUACUUGACUUGACAAGUUUUCUUAGCAGUGAGUUUCGUAUGAAUAAUUAGUAAUUUUUAUUCGCUUUUGGUGGUAGUAUAACAAUUAGCAUUGUUAACUGUAAUUCUAUUUUGUUGAUGGUAAAGAGUUUCAAAAGUUGGGUAACUGUAUGCUCAAGAUAAUAAUGCUUGGGUAGUAUUUACUCACAAUGUUUUGUUUCCAUCUUGCAUAUUGUAAACUUUUCUAAAAGAAUUUGUUUGAACCAAAGGAGCAGACUUUAUAUAUUAA